ACUGCUGCCUAAUUUAAUUCCUCUGCCUCAUUCCAGAGAUUCCUGAGAAAAACUGUCACCUUUCCAAAAUACCACGCAGGCCUGUUGCCGCUUCGCUCACAGCAGCACGUUCCAAUUCUCCAGCCCUUCCCAUUCCAACCCCAAGGAGCGCGCAGGAUCUCCCUGGAUAAGCCCAAAUUAACUCUAAAGGUGGGGGAACGAAACUUUCGGUCUUUUCCCUCCUCCCACCCCCCCGUUUCUCCUCCACUUUUUUUUUUAUUUUAAGAAAGCAAAGUUCAGAGAAAAUUUCUCCUCCAUUCAUCCAAUCAAAGCUAAAUGCUUGGAAUAUCUUCUGUAGGUAUUCUUCCUGAUAUCAUAGAGUCCAGUGCGAGGGCUAUCCCCUCCCGGGAGAUGGGGGAUGCUGGUGAGAAGGGUUUGGACAAUGAUGCUGAAGGCGUCUGGAGCCCUGACAUUGAACAGAGUUUCCAAGAGGCGCUGGCGAUCUACCCACCUUGCGGGAGACGCAAGAUCAUUCUGUCGGACGAGGGGAAGAUGUACGGUCGCAAUGAACUCAUUGCCCGCUACAUCAAACUGAGGACAGGGAAAACACGGACAAGGAAACAGGUCUCCAGUCACAUCCAAGUAUUGGCACGGCGGAAAACCCGUGAGAUUCAAGCCAAGCUCAAGGACCAGGUUGCCAAGGACAAAGCCCUUCAGACCAUGGCAGCCAUGUCUUCUGCUCAGCUGGUGUCUGCCACAGUCCUCCAGGAAAAACUGGGCCUCUCAGAACCCCACUAUCCACCCACCACUACGUCAACAGAGUUCUUCCAGUUCUGGACGGGGGAUGCCAGCCAGCCUCGGACGACUCCAGAUGUCAAGCCCAUCCUCCAGACACCAUACACCAUUGCACCAAUUGUCACAGCGCCCCCUGCUGUCCCAGGUUAUCACCCUCCCACAGGGAGACUCUCCCAUCUACCCAGUCCAGCCUCUUGGCAGGGAAGCCAGAUUGGUACAGAAACUCUUCGAUUGGUGGAGUUCACAGCUUUCGUGGAGCGGCAAGGCGAACAAGAGCCGCAGCAGCAUCGUUUUGUGCACAUUGACCCAGCGCCUGCCACGGACCCACCCCUGGAGAUGGUGGAUGUACGCCAAAUCUACGACAAGUUCCCCGAGCGAGGAGGGGGGCUGCGAGAUUUGUACGACCAAGGGCCUCCCCAUGCCUUCUUCUUGGUCAAGUUCUGGGCUGAUCUGAGCUUUCCCCUCCCUGAAGAAGAGCCAGGGGGCACAGGAGGGGCCUUCUAUGGGGUGAGCAGCCGAUACGAGGGCCCACGGGCUCUGACUCUGUGUUGCACCUCCAAGGUCUGCUCCUUUGGCAAACAGGUGGUGGAAAAACUGGAGACAGCCGAGCCGCCCCGUUGGGAAGACGGACGCUUUGUAUUCUGCCUGCCACGCUCUCCACUCUGCGAGUACCUCAUUAAUUUUAUCCGCAAAUUGCGAACGCUGCCGGAAAAGCCAAUGAUGGAUAGCGUACUUGAAAACUUCACCAUCCUGCAGGUUUUGCGGGAUCAAGAAACUCAGGAGGUGCUAUUGUGCGUGGCCUUUGUGUUCGAAGUCUCUGCCAGUGAGCGGGGAGCGCAGUACCACAUCUAUCAGCUGGGCCGGGACUGAUGGAAGGUUUUACUUCAACGUUGCUAUGACCUGAAACAGGCCACCCUCCUCUUGACAACACCUGCUAGGACAAUAGACUGUCUGAACUGCUGAGCCUUCUAGGAGAACCUGUUUCUGUCCCCUGGUACCCACAGGGGACCUGCAGCAACCAAUUCAGUCAACAGCCACCUCUCUUCCCUGGCUACAACAGGGCCAUCGAGCCCUGCCCCUCAGUGGCUACUGCUGUUCAGUGGACGCACUCUCAGCUGCAGCAACAGCUUUGGUAAUCCUGGCCUGGCUUGUGAAGGGGAUUGUGCUUUUGGUCAAUCCCCGUCCUGUAGGAUGGGAGCAGCAGAUAACCCUAUGCAGCCCCUCCCCAAUGUGAAUGAGACGGGCUUUACACUCCACAGCAAGACACGCUGUUUCUUAGCGCUGUUUUAU
Messenger RNA from Heteronotia binoei (common prickly gecko), 2064 nucleotides. It is a transcript of the gene TEAD2, whose product is annotated as TEA domain transcription factor 2. Gene Ontology annotation, cellular component: transcription regulator complex. Lineage: Eukaryota; Metazoa; Chordata; Lepidosauria; Squamata; Gekkonidae. The transcript has 12 exons. Bases 316 to 1644 code for a protein of 442 amino acids. Gene Ontology annotation, molecular function: RNA polymerase II cis-regulatory region sequence-specific DNA binding; DNA-binding transcription factor activity, RNA polymerase II-specific. Gene Ontology annotation, biological process: regulation of transcription by RNA polymerase II; hippo signaling; embryonic organ development. The record is from RefSeq and is a predicted model, not a curated record.